Messenger RNA from Erpetoichthys calabaricus (reedfish), 2642 nucleotides. Its product is annotated as BTB/POZ domain-containing protein kctd15. Gene Ontology annotation, molecular function: protein binding. Lineage: Eukaryota; Metazoa; Chordata; Cladistia; Polypteriformes; Polypteridae. The transcript is spliced from 5 exons. The record is from RefSeq and is a predicted model, not a curated record. The coding region runs from base 936 to 1730 and encodes 264 amino acids. Gene Ontology annotation, biological process: protein homooligomerization.
GUUUGCCUGCCUGGGAAAUCUUGGUGGCAGACAUCUCCAUCUAGCCGUGUACUAUAAUUGAAAUGGCGCGUUUUGCCAGAGGCAGGUUGUGAGGGCGCUCUUUGCUAUAGCAGAAUGCAUGUCAAUAGACGUCAUUUGGUUUUAAUGGCCUACAGGAAAUUUGGUGUUACAAUACGAGACAUUAGUAAGAGGGGAAAGGAAAAGCGAAAAAAAUAGCCGCAUGAUAACUGUUUAUUGAGAUCUGCAUAUUUAACAUCAGCAUUUCUUCAAUUACUUUAUCAACAAGUUACCCUGUCCUUCCAUAAGUGCUUCUAUAAGUACAAGACAUGCGAGAAACGUGCCCGCGUUACUUAUUUGGGAACCGAAAAUUUAUGCCUAGUUGAAAAUGCCUGGGGAAAUAUUACAUCAGACGAAAUGACAAUGAUUAAAAUCUGCUUUUUUCCAUCAGUAAGUCUAUUGAGCGACGUGACAGUUGCCUGAUACCCAACAAUAUCAAACCGUUAUCCCCACAGCAAAUGAGAACUUGAAAACCGUUAUAAGGAUUUUUUCCAUGAGAAAAAGGGGGUUCAAAAAUUACCCCACUUGCUUUAAGCAUCAGCAGCUCUGCGUGGGGGGAAAGGAGAAUAUAUCAAAUUUUCAUCGCGAAAUUAGCUAGGGCGCGAGUAGGGUUGAGCUAAUUGUAGCCUAAUCCUUGCCCUACAGGCGUUUGGAAAGCCUUGAGCAAGAAUUCUUUUUUUCGCUUCCCUCUGUUAUUUAGAGACGGAUUAUUGGCUUUCUUCUUCUUCUCAUAACAGCCUCGGCAGUUUCAUUUUAGAAAAAAAGGGAAAAAACAGAAGAGCGAUUUUCCUUACAGCGAUCGCCGAGCAUCUGAUAUUAAAAGUGUGUAGAAAUAAGAGUGCGGGGGAUUUAUCAAAAGGCAAGAAGAGAAUUCUUCUAUGUUCAAGGAAGGAAGAAGCAUGUCGCGCUUGUCUUUGACCCGCUCCCCAGUUUCUCCACUGGCCGCGCAGGGAAUUCCUCUCCCGGCUCAGCUGACCAAAGCCAACGCGCCAGUCCACAUCGAUGUCGGAGGGCAUAUGUACACUAGCAGCUUGGCGACCCUCACCAAGUACCCGGACUCAAGAAUAAGCCGUUUGUUUAAUGGAACAGAGCCUAUCGUUCUGGACAGCUUAAAACAACACUACUUUAUUGAUCGAGAUGGAGAAAUUUUUCGAUACAUUCUGAGCUUCUUACGUACUUCUAAACUGCUUCUCCCAGAAGAUUUCAAGGAUUUCAGUCUGCUGUAUGAGGAAGCACGCUACUAUCAACUGACUCCCAUGAUCAAGGAACUGGAAAGGUGGAAACAGGAGAGGGAACAGCGCAAGCAUUCACAACCAUGUGAUUGUCUGGUGGUGCGAGUAACUCCUGACCUUGGCGAGCGAAUUGCCCUCAGUGGGGAAAAGGUGCUAAUUGAGGAAAUCUUCCCUGAGACAGGAGACGUCAUGUGCAAUUCAGUUAAUGCAGGCUGGAACCAGGAUCCUACUCAUGUGAUCAGAUUCCCUUUGAAUGGAUACUGCAGAUUAAACUCUGUGCAGGUGCUGGAGAGGCUAUUUCAGAAGGGUUUCAAUGUGGUGGCAUCUUGUGGAGGGGGAGUGGAUUCAUCCCAGUUUAGCGAGUAUGUUCUUUGUCGUGAAGACAGACGAUGUCAGCCAACGACAACCACCAUUAGGAUAAAGCAGGAGCCCCUGGACUAAAUCCACCAGAGAAAAAGACUUCAAACAGCAAAUUUGGGCAACAAAGUUGAUGAACCUGAACUUGUUUUUGUUGCCAGCUACUGAAGCUGCUCUUAUAAAUGGGUGUCUUGAACUCCGAACAAUUAUUUUGAACUGAGGGCACUCAGUUUUACAUUACAAGAAUGUAAUCUCAUGACCUGCAGUGUUAGAAGGAGCCAGAUGGCACAACAUUCUGGAUGAGUGUUAUUUAAGUGUAAUGGUGGUCAACAAAGGAGUCGCCAUUUCAAACCCACAAUAUGCUGGCCCUCUUCUGCUGUGCAGUCCCUCUGUAGGCAACACAACAAAGAACAUUUGGGCUGGCUUCCAAAAGAGUGGAUCUCACUUUGGCUGACACUUUGUAUUUGUCCAUUUGCAGAUCCUUGGAUGACAGCUGUAGUACAGCCCAACAAAAUCAUCAAUGGCAGGAGGAUGCUAUCUUUUCUCCAAAAGACAAAGUACUGUUCUUUUGCUCAGAGACACAUACUGCACUGUUUGGCUGUGCUAUGGGGCCCAAGAAUAUGUACCUAAUAAUAACAUUUAAAAACAACUUGAAAUGGCAACCAGUACAGAGGAAAGACCCCAAUCUCUUAUUAUACUUGGAAUAGCUCUGUCUUAUCCCACCAACGUAUGACUGAAGCAAUUUAUAUUUAAACAUAUUCUACAUAAUCCUAGCAUUAAUUCACUUUGCAGAUAUUAUAUACAUAUAUAUAUAUAUAGUGAGAGCUAGAAACAAUAUGAAUUAUACAUUGUAAUUUGUCCUUCCCAUUCACCCUUAUUUGUUUAGCUCUUUUUAAGUUUCCAAUACAUGAAGGAUUUUCCGAGGUUGCUCUUAGAUAUAAAGCCAGCACAACAUGUGUGUGUGUGAAUAUAUAUAUAUAUAUAUAUAUAUAUAUA